Messenger RNA from Penaeus monodon (black tiger shrimp), 503 nucleotides. Its product is annotated as glutamate receptor-like. Bases 27 to 473 code for a protein of 148 amino acids. Gene Ontology annotation, molecular function: glutamate-gated receptor activity. Lineage: Eukaryota; Metazoa; Arthropoda; Malacostraca; Decapoda; Penaeidae. Gene Ontology annotation, cellular component: membrane. The transcript is spliced from 2 exons. The record is from RefSeq and is a predicted model, not a curated record.
UCGCUCCUGUGCACCGCAGGUACGAGAUGCGAGUCCCGUGGGACAACCAGUGGGGCACCUCGACGCCGACGGGGAACUGGACGGGCGUCGUGGGGACACUCCAGCACCACAAGGCCGACUUCUCCAUGGUGCUCUCGUGGAUGUGGGGCCGCCGUCAGGUGGUGGACUACACGAGGAUCUAUCUCUCGGAACCCAUCGUCAUGAUUAUGUCCAAGCCACGACCUCUCCCUCAGUACCUCGCUCUCAUACGGCCGAUGUCGGGCGAGAUCUGGGUGGCAAUAUUCGUCUCGAGUGUGUCUGCGGGCGUGAUCCUGUGGAUACUGCAGAGGUCGUGGGCGUCGUUCUCGGGCAACCCCGGCCUGUCGCUCUCCACCUCCAUCCUCUACACGUGGAGCAUCCUGUUCGAGGAGCCUCCCCCGCACAUCCCCACCAACAUUUCGGGGGAAGUGAGUGUUUUUUUUUAUAUAUAUUAAGAGAUUCAUUUUUGUUCAUGUGUGUAUUUU